This is a messenger RNA of Lacerta agilis (Sand lizard), 1377 nucleotides long. It is a transcript of the gene PIM2, whose product is annotated as Pim-2 proto-oncogene, serine/threonine kinase. Gene Ontology annotation, molecular function: protein serine/threonine kinase activity; ATP binding. Lineage: Eukaryota; Metazoa; Chordata; Lepidosauria; Squamata; Lacertidae. The record is from RefSeq and is a predicted model, not a curated record. The transcript is spliced from 6 exons. The coding region runs from base 98 to 1012 and encodes 304 amino acids. Gene Ontology annotation, cellular component: cytoplasm. Gene Ontology annotation, biological process: regulation of mitotic cell cycle; protein autophosphorylation; negative regulation of apoptotic process.
CAGCUAUGCAGCGCUUGUGCCGCGCUUGAGCCGCCUGCGCCUGUGCGGGCAUCGGUCCGGGCUCGAGAUCGCGGGCGAGGCAGCCCUGCUGGGGACGAUGGUCCCGGAGCGGAGCGAAGUCGCUUGGAGUCCCGCAGGUAAAGACAAAGAAUCCUUUGAAGCUCUGUAUAAGCAAGGCAGCUUGCUGGGCAAAGGGGGCUUUGGGAUGGUCUACGCUGGACACAGGAUUGCUGAUGGACUGCAGGUUGCAAUCAAGCAUGUUGCCAGGAAUAAAAUUUCACAGUGGGCAGAGCUGCCCAGCGGGGCGGUGGUGCCUCUGGAAGUGGCGCUGAUGAAGCUUGUGUGCGCAGGAUCUGGCCACCGUGGCGUGAUUCGCCUCCUGGACUGGUGCGAAGGCCCCGAAGGCUUUUUCCUCAUACUGGAGAGGCCCGAGAACUGCCAGGACCUCUUUGACUAUGUGACUGAGCAGGGGCCCCUCCCUGAGAAACUCUGCCGCCAGUUCUUCCGCCAGGUGGUGGAAGCCGCUUGCCACUGCCACGAAAAGGGGGUGGUGCAUCGUGACAUCAAGGACGAGAACAUCCUGGUGGAUUUGCGCACCGGCAACCUCAAACUGAUUGACUUUGGUUCUGGGGCUUUGCUGAGGGAUUCUGCCUACACAGAGUUUGAUGGUACCCGCGUGUACAGCCCACCAGAGUGGGUGGAAUCCCACCAGUACCAUGCCCUGCCAGCCACUGUCUGGUCAUUGGGGAUCCUUCUCUAUGACAUGGUGUGUGGCGAUAUCCCCUUUGAACGGGACGAGGAGAUUCUGUCUGCAAAUGUGGUGUUCCGCACCCCUGUCUCUGCUGACUGCCAAGAUCUAAUCCGAUGGUGCUUAUCUCUGGAACCUUCUGAACGGCCAACGCUGGAACAAGUGUUGUUGCACUCCUGGCUGAAGCUUGACCCUCUUCUUCAGCCUGAAGAACCGCAGAGCCUAGCAAGCCCUCGGGCCACAGUUUGCAACAGCAGCGGCUGAGAGACUUAAAACCUCUUCUCUUCUCUUCUCUCCUCCCCCUCUGAGAAGGGGAGGGGGUGCUAAUUUGCUACUGCUGAACCUCAGGCAGCCAGGCUUCGUCAUUGGCUGAGAAAGAGUUAACCUGGUUCUACAGGUGUGUGUGUGUGUGUUUAAAGAGUUUCCCUCUUGUCUAGAGCCAGAACUGGGUAGAGAAUUCAGAUGUCGGAGUGCAAAGUCCUCUCAACUGCCCAAAGGAUGUUUGAAUUCUGGGCCUGCCCAGCAAUCAGACAUAAUUAUACAUGUAAAUACUUGUGUAUUGCAAUCUUCCAGCCUUUUGGAAGCAAAGGAUUCUGGGGUAGGUUUUUGCUGCCCUAUCGUGUGUGUUU